AACAACCACACCGCACUCCAUAAGCUCAGCUCUCUAAAAUCAAGUAGAACACCUCAAAGCAGCCUUCGACCAGCUAUGGACAUCACUAUCCUCGGAGCAGGCGUGCUGGGCCUGUCUAGUGCCCUGCAGCUGGCCGAUAAAGGCCACAAGAUCACCAUCUUUGCUCACAAGUUCCCCCAAAGCUUCUCAAUCGACUACACCUCCGAUUGGGCUGGUGCCAACUGGAGAUCUGUCUGCAGCAAUGAUGACUUGGCAAUGCAAAGAUUCGAGGGCGACACGCUCAAACACUUCCUUGAGAUGGCAAAGACACACCCGCAACUCGUUCGCAAGUGCAUGUCUUACGACAUCUUUGAUCCACGAGAGCCCGACGACAACGAUGCGCGCAUGAUUCGUAAAGCUGAUGUCGGCAACGGUGAGCUGCCCUGGUUUGCUACAUUGUGCAACAAUUUCAAAGUCCUCAAGCCUCUCGAGGAUGGACAGGCAGUGCCUACAGACGAGCGCGAGAUCUUGCCCGAGGGAGCUGCCUUUGGUAUUGCCUUUGAGACAGUAACACUCAAUGCUCCUGCCUAUGUGCAGUACUUGCUAGGUGAGCUGCGUCAGCGCGACAAUGUCAAUAUUGUGGAAGGCAAAGUCGACGCCCUCGCAGAUCUGCCAGGUAAAGUCAUUAUCAAUUGCUCUGGGCUUGGGGCCAAGUACCUGACUGAUGUCCAAGAUGCAAAUGUCUAUCCCACGCGUGGUCAAACAGUACUCGUCAAGAACACAACAAAUCUUGUCGACACUUGGUCGCGAGUCGGAGAGAAGACCUUGUCGUACCUCAUUCCCCGACCAGGCACGCGAUUGGUCGAUGGUCACGAAGAGGACGCAGGACUUAUCGUCGGUGGCUGCCAACAACCAAAUUGUUACAAUGCAGAGGUGGAUGAGGAACUUGCAGAGACGAUGCUCGAGUGGGCGAGGACACUCUAUCCGGUCAUCUUCCCAGCAGAUCACAAGUUUGAAAUCAUCCGCCACAAUGUCGGCUUGAGACCUUCGCGCAAGGGUGGCGUUCGCGUAGAGGCUGACCAACUCAAGGAUGGUAGACCUGUUGUGCAUGCAUACGGUAUUGGUGGUUGGGGUUUCCAAUCUUCCUGGGGUAUUGCUAUGCGAGUCGCAGAACUCGUUGCACUAUUAUAGGGCUAUCAAUAUGUGAUUGAUUAUUAAG
Protomyces lactucae-debilis is the source of this 1198-nucleotide messenger RNA. RefSeq names its product FAD dependent oxidoreductase. Lineage: Eukaryota; Fungi; Ascomycota; Taphrinomycetes; Taphrinales; Protomycetaceae. The coding region runs from base 76 to 1170 and encodes 364 amino acids. Gene Ontology annotation, molecular function: D-amino-acid oxidase activity; FAD binding. The record is from RefSeq and is a predicted model, not a curated record. The transcript has a single exon.